AUCUAAGUUACAGACACACGAUUCACGAAGAUCUGGUGACCUCGUAAAAGCUCCAUAUUUGCGGAUCACGGUUUCGGUCACUUUACCAGCUUUAUUAACUUUCGUCAUUGCUAGUUAAACUGCAUCUCUUGUUGACAUGGCUUUGUUUCGCACAUUAUCUUUGCGGUUAAGCUCCCCUCCUCAGGGCUCUAUUUCUACCAUUGUAAGAGCAUUCUCUGAUCAUACUGAUCUGAAGGAUGUUCUUAACAAUAAAAUCCCUUAUGAACAGGAACGUGUCAAGAAGUUCCGUAAAGAACAUGGCAAUGUAAAAAUUGGUGAAAUUACAGUGGAUAUGGCAUAUGGAGGUAUGCGCAGCAUGAAAGGUUUGGUCACAGAAACAUCUGUCCUAGAUCCUGAAGAGGGAAUCCGCUUCAGGGGAUUAUCUAUUCCAGAAUGCCAACGUAUGCUACCUAAAGCUAAAGGCGGGGAAGAACCUCUACCUGAAGGUUUAUUCUGGCUUUUGAUUACUGGAGAUGUUCCAAAUGAAGCCCAAGUGAAAAGCUUGUCUAAAGAAUGGGCAAGCCGUGCUGAUCUUCCAUCUCAUGUUGUGACCAUGCUCAAUAAUUUCCCAGCCAACCUUCAUCCAAUGUCACAGUUCAGUGCAGCAAUCACUGCCCUGAACAGUGAAUCCAAAUAUGCCAAAGCUUACUCUGAGGGACUUCACAAAUCCAAAUAUUGGGAGUACGUCUACGAAGAUUCUAUGGAUUUGAUUGCCAAACUUCCUACUGUCGCUGCCACAAUCUAUCGUAAUUUAUAUCGCGAUGGAUCUUCAAUUGGAGCGAUCGAUACCAAAAAAGAUUGGUCAGCUAAUUUCGCAUCCAUGUUAGGAUACACCGACCCUCAGUUUACUGAACUGUUGCGACUUUAUCUAACUAUUCACAGUGAUCACGAAGGAGGAAACGUUUCGGCACAUACAGUUCAUCUGAUAGGAUCUGCUCUAUCAGAUCCAUACUUGUCAUUUGCUGGCGGUAUGAAUGGAUUAGCAGGACCUCUUCACGGACUGGCCAAUCAAGAAGUUUUGGUGUUCUUAAACAAAAUUACAGCUGCUUUGGGAGAUGGGUGGACUAAAGAGGGUUUGGUCCAGCUCAUUAAACAGCAGCUUGCUUCUGGACAAGUAGUACCUGGGUAUGGCCAUGCUGUGUUGCGCAAAACUGACCCGCGUUACACUUGUCAGCGUGAAUUUGCUCUCAAGCAUUUGCCCGACGACAAGAUGUUCAAGCUUGUUGCCCAGCUAUACGAAAUUGUCCCAGAUAUCCUUCUGCAAACAGGAAAGGUCAAGAAUCCUUGGCCAAAUGUUGACGCCCAUUCUGGUGUUUUGCUGCAACAUUACGGCAUGUCUGAAAUGAGCUAUUACACCGUACUAUUCGGUGUAUCUCGAGCACUUGGUGUGCUGGCAUCUUUGGUUUGGGAUCGUGCGUUGGGUCUCCCACUCGAGCGACCCAAAUCCAUGUCAACUGAUGGACUUAUGAAAUUAGUUAAAUCCCUCCAAUCCCAAGCCAAUGCGGCUAAAGGAGCGUAAUAAUUUUGACGAACUGAUAGUAAUAUACAACCUUACUACAUGUUAAAGAAUCAAACUUUUACUUUGUUUUCGUGUUGGCUGUAAGUCGAAUCCGUGUUAGAUUAUUCCUGAGUGCGCGACACCAUAUCUCCUGGAAUUUUUUCAAUGCAAACCUAAAUAGAAUUUCUUAAUAACGGCGACUUAACUGGAACAAGGGAUUGGUACAAACACGUUUCGAUGGUGUCACCUGUCACAGUAGUAAUGAGAAGUUGAUCGUCUGUAAAACCCCAAAGUAAUAGUUGUAAUACCCACAAUAAUAAACGUUUUCACUGGAUGUAA
Molecule: messenger RNA, 1876 nt
Organism: Daphnia pulicaria
Lineage: Eukaryota; Metazoa; Arthropoda; Branchiopoda; Diplostraca; Daphniidae
Gene: kdn
Product: probable citrate synthase 2, mitochondrial
Exons: 7
Coding region: 137-1558 (473 amino acids)
Biological process (GO): citrate metabolic process; carbohydrate metabolic process; tricarboxylic acid cycle
Cellular component (GO): mitochondrial matrix
Source: RefSeq, a predicted model, not a curated record